AGCCUGCGGUCCGCGCCUGGCAGCUCUCCCUGGAAGGCGGUGGUCCCAGCGAAGUCUGGGUCCGGGGUCCGCGACCUGGUGCGAUUUGGGAGCGCGACUACUGCUGCGUCCGCACGUUAAAAAGGGAAGAUAAAAGACUUUUUGAUUCAUGAAGAAUCUGCUCACUGAGAAGUGUAUAUCAAGACACUGCCAAAUUUCCAUCAAAAGAGAAGUAAGCAGAGAAUGCAGAGGAAGGUGGACUCCAGGUCUUUUAAGGAUGGUGCAGUUAAGAAAACUUAUCCUCCAAAGAUACUGACCAACCAGAAGUCUUCUGCCUUCUCUGGGAUGCGGAGUGAGAUACCUAGUGCCAGUCAUCCAGUUCAGUAUCAUGCCUCACGUGGUUGGACCCAAAGGAACCGGUUACGAGAGUUGCGUAUCAGAUGCGUGGCCAGGAAGUUCUUAUAUUUGUGGAUUCGAAUGACUUUUGGAAGAGUAUUUCCCUCUAAAGCCAGGUUUUACCAUGAGCAAAGAAUACUUCGGAAGGUCUUUGAAGAAUGGAAAGAAGAGUGGUGGGUUUUCCAGCGAGAGUGGAAACUCUGUGUUCGAGCAGACUGUCACUACAGAUAUUACUUAUACAACCUGAUGUUCCAGACCUGGAGGACCUAUGUGCAUCAGCAGCAGGAGAUGAGGACCAAGUACAUUAGAGCCGAGAAUCAUGAUGCAAGGCAGAAGAUGAGGCAGGCCUGGAAGUCCUGGCUGAUCUACGUGGUUUUUCGUAGAACCAAACUUGAGAUGCAGACCACCGCCCUGGAGUUUAGGCAGCAGAGUAUUUUGUGGCUGUGGUGGAGCCAGUGGAGGGAGCAACUGGGACAGGUGCGUGUGGGCCAUGCCCUGCUUGCGUCAGCUGUGAAGCACAGGGCCCUGAGCCUCCAGCUGCAGGCCUGGUCACGGUGGUGGGAACAACUCCUACACGUCCAGAGGGAGAGAUGGAAGAUGGUCUCCGCAGUGAAACACCAUGAGCACUGGCAAAAGUGGAAAUCCCUGAAGGCCUGGCUCAAAUACCUGAGGGUCCGCAGAGUGAAGAGACAAUGGAACGAGAUGGCUGAGCGAUUCCACCGGGUCACUAUGCUCCAGACACACUUCUGUGAUUGGCAGUGGGCCUGGGAGCGGAAGGAGAGCUUGUACGCCCAGCACGCCCAGGUGGAGGGGCUGGCCCGGAGGAUGGCUCUGCGGCGGGCCUUCACUCACUGGAAACACUAUGUGCUGCUGUAUGCCGAAGAAGCGGCCCAGUGGAAGGUGGCGGAAGAACACAGGAGGCGCAGCUUGCUGCACUUCUGUUUUCGAGCCCUAAAAGACAAUGUGACCCAUGCCCAUCUCCAGCAAAUAAGAAGGAAUCUCGCUCACCAGCAGUAUGACAUCAUGCUGCUGCACAGGUUCUGGGACCUCUGGCAGACUCGGAUUGAGCAGAGAGAAGAGAGAGAGCAGCUCCCCUCACUGUGUGCUGCCUGGGACCACUGCAGAAUAACGUUGCUACGCAAGUGUAUCAAAUCGUGGUUACAGUAUACUCAGAAGAGGCGAUACAAGCAGCGGCUGCGGUCCAGAGCAGACAGUCACUUCGAGCAGAGAGUCCUGCCUGCGGCCUUCCGCACAUGGAGAAGAUUCUGGCGAUGGCACCAGCAGGAAAGUGUCCUCAGUGCGAGAGCAGCACGCUUUCACAGGGAGACGUUGGAGAAGCAAGUAUUUGCUAUUUGGUGGCAGAAAAUGUUUCAGCAUCGAGAAAACCGCUUGGCGGAGAGAAUGGCCAUCCUUCACUCAGAGCGGCAGCUCCUGCAGAGGUCCUGGUCCACGUGGCACCAGCAGGCAGCAGCACGUCACCGGGAGCGACAGUGGACAGCAGCGGCCUGGGCCCACCGCCGCCACUGCCAGCUCAGGAGGGCUUUCUGCAUCUGGAGGGACAGUGCCCGAGGCCUCAGGACAGAGAAGACCGGCCUGGUGCUGGCUGCAGAGUUCCAGGCCGCUCGGCUCCUGCGCCAGGCCUGGGACAGGUGGAAGGAGGGCCUGGCCCUGCACGCUGCUGAGCGGCGGAAGCUGACACGCGCCCGCCUGCAUCACCGGCGCACCUUGCUGCGCGGGGCGCUGCGCACCUGGGCGACGUACCAGAGCCGCGUGCGGAGCGUCCUCCAGGAGGUGGCGGCCAGGGAGAGGCAGCACGCGAGGCGGCUGCUUCGGUGUGUGUUCCGUCGCUGGAGAGAGAACACCCUGGCCCUUGUGACUGAAGCCCAGCAAACCUCCCGAGCAAGCGCUCACUACCGGCGAACCUUGUGUUCCAAGGUCCUGGUGCAGUGGCGGGAGGCUGCAUCUGUGCAGAUAUAUUACCGACAGCAGGAGGACUGUGCCAUCAAGGAGGCCCGGAAGGUGCUGGAUAAGGGCUGUCUCAGGACGUGGUUUCGGCGCUGGCGGGACCGAGGCCAGAGGGCGGCCCAGCAGAGAGCCCAGCUCAGGAGGGCGGCUGCGCAUCACGGCCGGUGGUGGCUGCGGCAGGCCGUGGCCCGGUGGAAGGCGCACCAUCUGGGCUGUGUCAGGAAGCGGCUCCUGCAAAGGCGGGGUGCCCAGCUCCUGGCCCAGACCCGCAGCCGGGCCUGCUUCCGCCAGUGGAAACAACAGCUGGCGAACAGGAGGCGCGAGCAGCAGGGCACAGCCCGGGCCCUGUGGUUCUGGUCCUUCUCACUACAGGCAAAGGUGUGGGCCGCGUGGCUGGGCUUUGUGCUGGAAAGGAGGAGAAAGAAGGCGCGUCAGGAGCGGGCCAUACAGGCCUACCACCGGCAGCUUCUCCAGGAGGGCGCCACACACCUCUUGCGGUUCGCAGCCGGCAUGAAGGCCUUCCGGCAGCAGCUGCAUGCCCAGCAGCAGGUGCAGGCAGCUCACAGUCUCCACCGUGCGGUCCAUCACUGUGCCAUGCUCUGGAAACAGAAGGUUCUGGGCCAGGGCAGGGAGCCUCGGCCCCUCACGUGCACCAUGCCCAGCAGGAGAGUGACAUUUGACAGACCCCUUUCCACCUGUGUCGCGGCUGGGGCUGGGGAUGCCGCCCUGGAGACCAAGAAGCCACGAGAUCCUCAUGGGCCCCGAGGAGCUCUGGGCAGCCUGUCUCUGGCUGCUGGGGACCCCCACCUCCUAGAGCUCAAUGCUGCCCGCUUGGCAAGAAAGCAGCCUCGACGCCCACACUUCCUGCUGGAGCCGGUGCCGAGCCAGAGGCCUGAGGCACCGAGGGCGUGCGACCCAGGUGUGGCCCAGCCCGCAGGCCCUGCCCUGACGAGGCCUUUCCUGCCAGUGGCCUGGACAGCACUGGUCCCAAGCAGCCCCCUGCCCCAGCCCGGGGCCCUGCCGGGUCACCCUGGCCCGAGGCUGCCCCCCACGUUGAGUACAGGCCCAGAGCUGCUGCCCCCUUCGUCCUUCAUGCCAUGUGGGGUGCAAGCACCUGCCAGGGCGUCUGCACAGCCCACCACCCCUGGGCUCAUAGCCCAGGCCUCGCCAUCCCCAGCCAGUGUCCCUCACUCCGGCCUGCUGCUUCCUGGGGACUUCACAGGCACCGGCGGGCCUGGCUCUGAAAGCACGGGUACGCAGCUGAAGCCUGUCAGCACCAAGGGUGCCCGGGCCACUCCCGAUGCCUGGGAUCCCUCCAUUCAGCCUUGGCCUAGCCGGGACCGUGGUCGAGAUCCAGCUUGUUCUGUCACCAAGGGCCCCACGGACCUGGAGGCUGAGCUGGAGGGCAUCCAGCAGCAACUGCAGGACUAUCAGACCAUGAAGCAGAACCUCUCGUCCUGCCAGCGGCAAGCAAGAAGCCUGCGCCGGUGGCUGGAGCUGAGCCACGAGGAGCCCAGGCCGGAGGACCAGGAAGCAGAGCGGCAGGUGCAGGAAGAACUACAGGAGGUGGAGCGGCAGAUCCAGCGGCUGGCCUCUGAGCUCCAGGCCCAACGCCAGCCCGUCAGCGCCUGCAUCGCGCGCGUCCAGGCCCUGCGGCAGGCUCUGUGCUAGUCACUGGCCCGGGGAGGCCUCAGCCCACCUCCAGGAACAGAACGCAAAGCUGCAAUGAGUUUUAUUUUUUA
This is a messenger RNA of Neomonachus schauinslandi (Hawaiian monk seal), 4082 nucleotides long. It is a transcript of the gene SFI1, whose product is annotated as SFI1 centrin binding protein. Lineage: Eukaryota; Metazoa; Chordata; Mammalia; Carnivora; Phocidae. The record is from RefSeq and is a predicted model, not a curated record. Gene Ontology annotation, molecular function: phosphatase binding. The transcript has 32 exons. Bases 223 to 4011 code for a protein of 1262 amino acids.